Molecule: messenger RNA, 1570 nt
Organism: Camelina sativa (false flax)
Lineage: Eukaryota; Viridiplantae; Streptophyta; Magnoliopsida; Brassicales; Brassicaceae
Source: RefSeq, a predicted model, not a curated record
AUGAGAUACAAAGCCGGCGUAAACACAAUGUCCCCAGAGUCUAAACGGACGGAAAACGAGAAUUCUCCGGAGUCUAAACAUAAACAUAAAAUACAUAAAGCAAAGCCAAAAACUAAAACCUAAAACGAAAGAGCAUAGACCCUUAAACCAUAAGUUAGACCAACGAAGUUAGUCUUUAAUUUACAAAUUUUCAACUCAGUGUGUGUUACUCUUUAAUCUGAUCUAGUUUUUUUUAUUUAAUUGAUUGAGAUGGAUUGGUGGAAGACGAAGAAGAGUUUACGAGCCGUUGUCAAAAAGGAGAGAUCGGUCCGAGGACGCGAGAGAGGAGAAAUAUUGCUAGAAGAGCUGAUCAAAUGUUGCGAUGGCAAACCAAAUCCCAUCAAAUUCUUCUCCGCUGACCAGAUCCUCGAAGCCACCGACACUUUCAGCGAAUCUAAUCGUGCUUCAGAAUUGUUCGAUGACACUCCAUACGAUUGGUAUCAUCAUUCUGGUAAAAACAAUAACCAUCAUCAUCAUCAUCAUCAUCAAAUGAUACUCAUCAAGAAAUGGAGAUAUAGAUUUAACGAGCAAAACAGAGGAAACUUUUGUCGCGACAUAGCGAUCUCAUCGAUGGUGAGUGGUCAUAAAAACUUCAUGAAACUAGUCGGAUGUGGUCUUGAAUCUGAACAUCCAGUUUUGGUUUACCGUGCUGUAACGAAACCUUCUAAUUUAGAUCUGAAAACGUUGCUCUCAUGGAGAAAGAGAUUGAAGGUAGCUGAGGAGAUUGCAACUGCUUUAGCUUAUCUCCACACUGCUUUCACAAGACCUUUUGUGUAUAGGAUUUUGCGUCUAGGAGAUAUCUUAUUGGAUGACGAAGGAGAUGGUGGUGGUGUUGCGAAGCUGUGUAAUUUCUCACACUGUGUCUCGAUUCCACAGGGAGAAACAUUUGUUACGCUUGACUGUAGUUGUCUUGGUGGAGAUUAUGAUUACAUGGAUGAUAACUAUUUGAUCAAUGGUGUGGUCUCAGAGAAGACUGAUGCGUUUGGGUUUGGGAUUUUUAUGCAAAAGCUUUUGACUGGAGAAGAAAGAUUUCGUGAGUUGCUAACUUUAGAAAACAGAAAGUUUCCAAAUUGGUUGUCAAGAUAUAUUGGCGAAGGGAGAAUUGAUGAGAUUGUUGAUACAAAGAUGUUAGAGAAGAUGGGUGAAGUUACAGAUGAAGAGCGUUGUCGAAUGGAAGCUUUUCUUGUUCUCUCGGAAAGAUGUAUUGGUCGUAGAGGGGAAGUUCCAAAAAUGGUGGAAGUGGCCAAGGAACUUAAAAUAUUAUUCCGGUGAAACCCUUAUCGACUCUGCCCAAAACAUCGCUUCCUCGGUUCUUCAAACAGACGAGACUUAAUCGCAUUUGUACAUCAGAUACUUGCAUGCCAAGUGUUCGACGAAAUGCUUCAAUGUGUUAAUCUGUUCCUUUUGUUAUAGAUCAUAAGAUAGAUUUAAAACAAAUUUCUUUAAGUUUGAAACAGAUUAUAAAGUUUUACUUAAAAAAGAUCAGCAAGUUUCAUUUUUCUUCUCAUAAAAUCAUAAAUUUCUAACUGUU